AAGUGGGUGCGCUUGGACCCGACCUGGUGGCAGCAAGGGUUAAUCUAUUGCCUGCAAUGCAGGGCAGUCCCAAAACAGUACAUGGGAAGUUUAGGCAUAAACUGAAAAUACCAAAAAUACCAGGCUUUGUGCGACGUCAACGGAGCCCCAAACCCAGCACCACCUGCAGAGUGGAGAGUAAUCCUCCUCCAACAGAGGUGAUUAUGGACUUUCUGGAGAACCUGAAGGAAAAUCGCUUGGUGGAGGCUUGCCAGCAGUUGCUCUUGCGAGAGGACAAGCUCUUUGGCCAAGAAACCAUGACUGUAGAGGGGUUGGGUCAGGUUUGCAACGAGGACGAUGAAGACACGCUCCAAAAAGACUAUGAAACCCUGCUGCUCCACUUAUGGAUGGCAGUUCACACCACCUUUAGUUCCACACCCUCAGGAGAACACCUAGAGAUACUUCGAAGUGCGGUGGAAACCAUAACGCUGCUGGAAGAGAAGGACCAGCAAUGGGAAGUGCGGCUCGAGGGCAGCAGCGAGGCCCCCGUGUGGCGGCCACACCAGUGCCGGCUCACCCACGACACCCUGCUUGAAAAAAUUGUGGAUUCUCGAAUGAGGAAUGCGGCAGUGGAGGAGGACAAUGUCAGCGCUAGUAAUAGCAACCUGUCAACGUCCAUGGAAAGGGAGGUGUAUAGGAUGGGCAAGUGUCUGAAGGAGGACGUUCUCAGGGUUGCAAGUGAUGUGAGGGACUGCUACCCCCCAGACUUUGACGUGUGCAACUUGUAUGUGAGACUUUACCAUCAGAAGUUCUCAGCAAGGUUAACAGAACUGGCCCGCUCUGGGCUCGAUGUGGAUGACUGUAACUACCUCCUCUGCUGGGUGAACAAUUACUAUCCAAAUGACAUCUUAAAACACAAAGACCUUGAGGGGCACAUCAACAUUGAGUCUUUGGGAACUCUUUUAUCUGAGAAGGAUCUCACAACAUUGGAGGAGCAGUAUCUACUACAAAAAGAGAGUACAGUCAGGACCUGGUUCUCCAAGGCUCUCAGUAAGAUGGAGGAGGGUUGGCUCAGUGGAAAGAGUCCAGAACUCAUUGACGGGUACUGCUUCUGUCCUCUGGCCAUUGACAUCAUACAGGCUGUUGAUGGGGCCAUGAGAGAGGCCAGGACUAUUCUGGGCAGUGAGGCUAAAGCCCAGAGAAUCUUGCGUCAGCUGGACAGCUUCUUGAUAAGCUAUAAGAGCUCUCUUGAAGAAUUUGUGAAGAGAACAGGGGAGAACACUCAGGCAGUCGUGAAAGCUAACCUGGUUAACAUCGAACAAUUCAGAGACUUCAUAGUGAGAAGAGAGGAGUCAAUCCCAGAAGAGAUCAAGACAAGCUGUAUGUCCACAUUGGCAGACCUGAGAGACUGUGGCUACGGAUACUUCACCGACCCCAUACAUGAGGAGCUCAGGGUGCAGUACCGUAUGCUGUGGACGCAGGCCUGGUUUACUGGGGGUCAGAUGGUACUGGAUGAAGUUCUGGAGACACUGGACAGACACAUGCAGCAAUUCACAGACCUCAAACCCAUCUGUAUGGAGGAGCUGCUGGGCCGGCUCCACAUGGAGAUGAUGGUGGAGUAUGUGAAGAGGAUGAUGAAGAGGAAGAUGAGGCUGAAAGACAAGGAGCAGCAGGAGGCAGCAGCCAAGUUACUUGCUGAUGACAGCAGCACACUGAGCACCUACUUUACUGAAGCGGGGUCCAAAAUAAACUGGCUGAGUGAGGUCCUCCCUAAAAUGGCGGAGGUGGUCAGACUGCAGGACCCAGGAAGCAUCCAGCUGGAGAUUGUCACCCUGGCUAGGGACUUCCCAGACCUUAGUUGGAAACAUAUUUCGGCUCUGCUUUCCCUCAAAGCCAACCUAUCCACGGCUGAUGUCCAAGGUAUCAAAGAGAGCCUAGUAGAGAACCGGCCCACGGUCACCACUUUCAAUACCAUCCCACCAUUCUUCUCCAAGGUCCCAGCGGGCAAAACUUGGUGCAUGGGCAGACCAGCGUGCAUCUGUUAUGGGGGAAGGCGGUAUUUAAGCAAGGAUUAGACAUUGGGCAAUCUACCCAUUUUGGCGCUCCUCUCGAAUGUCUACAAUGGUACUGUAUGCACAUUCACUUAGCAAGUCUACUCUUGUGUAGGUGAGUGUACAAGUGGAAAGGGAUAGAUGGACAAGUGCAUCCCACAAUUGUGAUUAAAUACUAUCUGCUUGCCUAAAUGUUGAUACUCUAUUAGCAGUUCCUUUGUCAAAGGUCGCUAUCCUUUUGGAGGAAGUUCUAGCAAUCUAAUGUGAAAGGAAUUAAGGCAUUAGAUAAAAUAUAUAUACAGUGCCUUCGGAAAGUAUUCAGACCCCUUGACUUUUUCUACAUUUUGUUACGUUACUUACUCUAAAAUGUAUUAAAUUACAUUUUUUCCUCAUCACACACAAUACCCUAUAAUGACAAAAC
Salmo salar (Atlantic salmon) is the source of this 2451-nucleotide messenger RNA. Lineage: Eukaryota; Metazoa; Chordata; Actinopteri; Salmoniformes; Salmonidae. The record is from RefSeq and is a predicted model, not a curated record.